Molecule: messenger RNA, 696 nt
Organism: Acanthamoeba castellanii str. Neff
Lineage: Eukaryota; Discosea; Longamoebia; Acanthamoebidae
Product: prolyl 4hydroxylase, alpha subunit
Exons: 5
Coding region: 1-696 (231 amino acids)
Biological process (GO): peptidyl-proline hydroxylation to 4-hydroxy-L-proline
Cellular component (GO): endoplasmic reticulum
Molecular function (GO): L-ascorbic acid binding; procollagen-proline 4-dioxygenase activity; iron ion binding
Source: RefSeq, a predicted model, not a curated record
AUGGAGGCAGAACUGGAGAAGCUUAUCACAGUCGGUGGACGGGAGAGUGGCAUCAACGUCUUCAACUCCACCAACCCGAUCACCUACACCUCCCAACCGCGCACCCCCAUACGCAAGGUCGCCACACCAAUUGAGGGCGCGUUUCUGCUGUACGACGUGCUGACGCCCGAGGAGUGCCAGCAGUUCAUCGACCUCACCGAGAAGAUGGGCUACGAGGAGGCCAUGGUCGACACCCAUGAUGGCAUGGUCAAGAUGCCAGAGCGGCGCAACAACGAGCGGGUGCUGUGGCGCGCGACGGCGGACGUGUGGGAGCCCAUCUGGGAGCGCGUGGCGCCCCACAUCCCCAACGCCAUCAACAUGUGCGACACCUACUGCCUCAACGAACGCCUCCGCUUCUAUCGAUAUGACAAGGAGGAGAUGUUCGGGGCACACUACGACCAAUGCUACAUGCUGGAGCCGUGGGACCGGUCACUGCUCACCUUCAUCGUCUACCUCACCGACGACUUCGAAGGCGGCGGCACCAUGUUCUACCCCAAGCUCUUCGAGGUGCGGCCGGUCAAGGGCAUGGCCUGCAUCUUCUUCCACGGCGAACACGAACGCAGCCCUGAACACGAGGGGAUGGUGGUGACCAAGGGGCGCAAGUACGUGCUACGCUCGGACGUCAUGUACCGGGCGCUGAAUACCGAAAAGUUCUAG